Molecule: messenger RNA, 1299 nt
Organism: Rotaria sp. Silwood2
Lineage: Eukaryota; Metazoa; Rotifera; Eurotatoria; Philodinida; Philodinidae
Source: the annotation of a GenBank genome assembly
AUGCAAUUAGCUAGUCGAACAAACCGUCGUUAUAUCACCCCAACUAUGAAAGGUCCAUCUCGAACAAUUCCUCCGACGAACAUAAAACCUAACAAUGUUUCAUCUAUUUCUCAUUCUUCACCGAAAAAAGUUGUUGAUACAUCAACAACAAAAUUAAAUGAAGCAUUAACAUUAAAAAAUUUUGUCGAUCAUUUUCAUCAUGAUGAACUUCAAAUUCAACCAGAACAUGAUUCAAUAAAUUCCAACUUUUCAUGGUUAAAUGAUGAAUCAAAAAGUAUUUCUUAUUCCGAUGAAAAUCUUCCAGAAUCUAUUGAAAUAUUUCCAUCAACUGAUAUUGAUCAAGAUUUAAAUAAACGAGCAUCGUUACUUCUCAAUCAAACAUUCAGUGCUCAUUCAUCUGAUACAGGACAUAUAUCGAAUACAGAUAUUGAUUCUACUCGAAUAACUAUUAUGUAUCAACAACCAACUCGACCGAUUAGCACUCGAAUGGUUGAUUCAAAAGUUGAAUAUAAAAUUGAAAAUAAUGAAGAUGAUAUAUUAUAUCAAUGGCGUUUACGUCGUCGAUUAGAACAAGCAACUAACAAUGAACCAAUCAGUUUUUCAUCGAAAAUAUCAAAUCGAUCUAAUAUAUCUCCAAUAUAUUCAGUUGUUCCUUUGAAACCAAUUGAAGUACAAACUGUGACUUCAUCUCCAAUUGUUUUAUCAUCAUCACCAAAAAAAGAACAGCAACAAUCAUCAACAACAACAAAUCAUGAAGCAAUCAUGACUCCAAUAUCUCUUCGACAAUAUUCAGCAGUAUCAACUCAAACAAUACAAGAUGCUUGUAUUCAAACAUCUUUAACUCUUUCAACAAUACCAAAUAUUGUUAAUGAAAUAGAUCUUGUUCCAACGCAUGAUGAUGAUGAUGAUCAACAUUUAUCUAUUUGUCAUCGUCCACCAGUUCGAUCUAAAUGUGAAAUAACACAAAUAUCAUCAUCGCCAUUAACUAUUAAACGACAUCAUCGUACUUUUCGUCCAGUUGUUCUUGUUGAACAUCCAACAAUAGUGAAUAAUAGUUUGAAUACAGUUCAAUCUUCACAAGAAAGUACAUUAACACAAGUUACAUCAAUUAUGAUUAAUGAAAAUAAUAAUAAUAAUAAUCGUCACAUUGAAAAUAAUAAUAAUACGAUUGCAAUAAAUGAAAUACAAGAUGAUGAAGAAAUUGAUGAUGAGAUAUUAUAUAUAUUGAAACAAAAAAGAAAUGAAUUAUUAAUUCAAUUUCGAGAAAUUGAACAAUCCUUAGCUAAUAUGAUUUCUUAA